Messenger RNA from Drosophila miranda, 1246 nucleotides. RefSeq names its product wnt inhibitor of Dorsal protein (gene wntD). Gene Ontology annotation, molecular function: frizzled binding; cytokine activity. Lineage: Eukaryota; Metazoa; Arthropoda; Insecta; Diptera; Drosophilidae. The record is from RefSeq and is a predicted model, not a curated record. The transcript has a single exon. Gene Ontology annotation, cellular component: extracellular region. Gene Ontology annotation, biological process: cell fate commitment; multicellular organism development; neuron differentiation. The coding region runs from base 74 to 1105 and encodes 343 amino acids.
CCACAAAAUCCCAACCGAAGACAAAUUUCCGGUUUUUCGGCCAGGCCCGAAUUUCCCACGGGCACGGCCCAGGAUGGCGUUGGCUCCUGGUAUAAAUUCGCAGGCCAUCUCUAUUCACCAUUCAGUCGAGCUAGAGAGAGCACGGAGACAACACAUCAUACCACACACGCCACACAAAAUGUUCUUCAUACUCAACCUAAUCCUGGCCAUCACCGGCUCUUCGGCGGGCGUCAUUGAGCCCAUGAACUAUUACCAGUACACCCAGUUCCAGGCACCGCUCUCAUGGGAGGCCAUUACCAGCGCGGGCCUGAAGCAGGCGCUUUCCAGUUGCCAGGAUAGCUUCAAGUGGCAGCGCUGGAACUGCCCCAGCACGGACUUUGUCAAGCGGCACACUGCACCGGCUACGCCGACGCCGGAGCGAGAGGAUGUCUACGUGGCCGCCAUCUCCAUGGCCUCCAUCGUCCACAAGUUGACCAAGGAUUGCGCCAACGGAGUCAUCGCCGGCUGCGGAUGCACAGGAAACGCCUUGAACGUGCCCUGCUCCCAUGAGCCGCUCAAGGCCGUGGAACUCUACGAGAAGCGGUUUGGAAGCGGCUCGGGCGCCGCUGCCCACAACCAGAGGGUGAUCGGCUCGCUGCUGCAGCAGUCCUUAGUGCAGGAGUGCCGCUGCAAGCAACCCGGCCCGCAGGGCAAGUGCCUCGAGGAGGAGUGCGUCAAAGUGCUGAAACCGUUCGAGGCGGUGGCCCAGGACCUGCUGCAGAUGUACGACGACGCCAUCCAGCUGGACAGCACUGCCAGCAAUCUGAAGAUCAUGUGGGAGAACAUUCCCCUCGACUCGCUCGUCUUUAUGCAGGACUCACCGAAUUAUUGCGAACCAGAGGCCAGCGGCCGCUGGACGGGCACCCGAGGCCGCCAGUGCUCCAAAGAUGGCAGCGGCUCGGUGGAGGAGCGCCUCUCCUGCCAGCAGCUCUGCCGCGUCUGUGGCUACCGCGUGCGCACCCAGCACGUGCGCAGCGAGCGGCGUUGUAACUGCAAACUGGUCUGGGGAUUCCGGCUCCAGUGCGACGUUUGUGUCCAGCUGGAACGACAGCACACCUGCUACUAGGGGUGCCAAGAAUUGGACUGCGGGGCGCUGGUCAAGCCUCACAAAAACUUAGAUUUAAAUUAAUUUAUUUGUUUCCACCGUUUAUUUAUUUCUACCACAAACACCAUCAAUAAAUACGUAAUUUACGAGUAAAACAUAAAA